GAGCAAGAGGAAGUAACUGAACCUUUGACGAAGGCGGAGAGAAUAUCAAGGAAGGUUUUCUGUUCAUAAUGUUUAUCGGAGUAGUUUCCUCGAGAAGGGCGAGGGACCUUGAGUCACUUUCUGCUAGAGGCUGUUUCUCGGGGAAUCAUGGACAAGGACAUGAACAACCUGGAGGAAGGGGUGGAGUUCCUCCCUGCCAUGAACUCCAAGAAGAUGGAGAAGCGUGGCCCGAAGCGGCAGGUGGUCGUCGCCGUCAUGAUCGUUGUUUUCCUGAUCAUCUCCCUCGUCACCGGCCUCCUGGUUUGGCACUUCAAAUACAGGAACGUGGCCGUCCGGAAGGUUUUCAAUGGCCACUUACGGGUUCUGAACUGGGACUUCCUUGAUGCUUACGAGAACUCCAGCUCAUCGGAGUUCAUCAUGCUGGCCCAGAAGGUGAAGAGCACGGUGGAGGACAUCUACAGGAGUCAUGCAGAUAUUGGCCCUUACCACAAAGAGACGGUGAUAACGGCGUUCAGUGAAGGCAGCGUCAUUGCCUACUACUGGUCAGAGUUCCUUGUCCCCAAGUACCGGGAGGAGAGCCUGGACAGGGCGAUGGCGGACAAGCAGAGCCUGGUCCAGAGGUGGAACCCCCGCCUGCGAAACCCCGUGCUGAAGGUGGAGUCGGUCAUCGCUUUCCCUGCUGAUCCCAGCAUAGCUGACUCCGCUCGGGACAAUAGCUGCAUGUUUGCCCUCCAUGCCAAGGAAGGGGAGAUCACCAGUUUCACCACGCCGGGCUUCCCCAACAGCCCGUACCCCAACAACGCGCUCUGCUACUGGGCACUGAGGGCGGACGCCGACUCCAUCAUCAGCCUGACCUUCAAGACGCUGGAGCUGGAGCAGUGCAGAGCUGACAGCGACUACAUCAAGGUGUACAACUCUCUGAGCCCCGUGGAGCCCCAUGCUUUGGUCAGGCUCUGUGGGAAUUACGCCCCUUCCUACAACCUGACCUUCCUGUCCUCCCAGAACGUCAUGCUCGUCACAUUGGUUACCAACAAGGAGGGGAGAUUCCCUGGCUUUAAGGCUGAGUUCUUCCAGCUCCCGAAGAUGAAAGCCUGCAGCGGGACUCUGAAAGGAGAGAGUGGCACCUUCACGACUCCCUAUUACCCGGCACACUACCCCCCAGCCAUGGACUGUGUCUGGAACAUAGAGGUUCCCUCUAAAAAGAAUGUGAAGGUGCGUUUCAACAUGUUCUUCGUGCUGGAGCCCGGGAUCCCAAUCAGCUCCUGCACCAAGGACUACGUGCAGAUCAACAACACGAGGUACUGUGGGGAGCGUUCCCAGUUCGUGGUGGCCAGUACUACCAACAAAAUAGAGGUCCGGUUCCACUCAGACCAGUCCUACACGGACACUGGCUUCUCUGCUGAGUACCUGUCCUACGACUCCAGCGAUCCCUGCCCUGGCAAGUUUGCCUGCAACACUGGCCGCUGCAUUGACAGAAGCAUGCGCUGCGACGGGUGGCUGGACUGCGUGGAUGGCAGCGACGAGAGAUCCUGCACCUGUACCGACCAGCAGUUCAAGUGCCAGAACGGCUGGUGCAAGCCCAAGUUCUGGGUCUGCGACAACGUGAACGACUGCGGCGACAACAGCGACGAGCUGCAGUGCAGCUGCGCAGCUGACAGCUUCAAGUGCAACAACGGGAAGUGCAUCCCCAACACCCAAAAGUGUGAUGGCAAGGACAACUGCGGGGACGGGAGCGACGAGGGCAGCUGCAGCAAGGCCAUCCAGGCAACCGUCCCCUGCAAGGAAUACACCUACAAGUGCCGCAACGGGCACUGCAUCAGCAAGCAGAACCCGGAGUGCGACGGGGAGCAGGACUGCGAAGACAAAUCUGACGAGGACAACUGCAACUGCGGGACCCGCUCCUACGCGAGGAAGUCGCGGAUCGUCGGCGGGCAGAACUCGGACGUGGGCGAAUGGCCGUGGCAGGUCAGCCUCCACGUCAAGGGCCAGGGCCACAUCUGCGGGGCCUCGCUCGUCUCAGAGAGCUGGCUGGUGUCGGCGGCGCAUUGCUUCCUGCAGCUGCAGGGCAUCAGGUACUCAGACCCCACCCUGUGGACAGCCUACCUGGGCCUGACCGACCAAGGCAACCGCAACGGCGCCAACGUGCAAACGCGGAAAAUCAAGCGCAUCAUCUCCCAUCCCUUCUUCAACGACUACACCUACGACUACGACAUCGCCGUGAUGGAGCUGCAGGCCCCCGUCACCUUCUCCUCUGUCGUCCAGCCCAUCUGCCUGCCCGAUGCCACCCACAACUUCCCCGUGGGCAAGGACCUGUGGGUGACUGGAUGGGGAGCGACCGUGGAAGGAGGCACUGGAGCCUCCAUCUUGCAGAAAGCAGAAAUCCGGCUCAUCAACCAGACAGUGUGCAACGAGCUGCUGACGGACCAGCUGACGCCACGCAUGAUGUGCGUGGGGAUCCUGACGGGCGGCGUAGAUGCCUGCCAGGGGGACUCUGGAGGGCCACUGGUCAGCGUGGAGCCCAGCAAUCGGAUGUUCCUGGCGGGCGUAGUGAGCUGGGGCGACGGCUGCGCCCAGAGAAACAAGCCUGGAGUCUACAGCCGGGUCACCAGCCUGCGAGACUGGAUCAAACAGCAUACGGGGCUGUAGGGACACGCUGGUCCCCACGGGGCCAUGGACAGCUCUUGUACACCACUGGCUGGAGACUGUCAUUGCCUCCCGGCAGCGCACAGCCGCUACUGUGAACUUCAACCCUCCCUCUACCUCGCCGCAAGCGCCUGGGACUCCCUGUGCCAGCUGAGCAGCCAGAGCUGAGGGUUUAGUUUAGCCCUUGGUGUUCCCCAACUCAGAAAUCAAUGUUUGGCGUAUGAGAAAUUUCCCUCUGUGGGUAAGUGAGCACAGCUCCCAUAAACCAACAACUUGAAUGAACAGUCAUUCGAGGUACAUCCAAAGUAAGUGGAACAGCACAGGUAAUUUAAAAAAAAAAAAAAAAAUUAAAAAAAAAAAAAGAAAAAAGACAAACACUUGGUGUGUUUAGAGGCAAACUUUAUUGGGACAGGUUCAAAAACAAGCUUUCAGAAUGUUUUCAAACUGCCAUCCACACCUCUUUUCUGGUCUUCAGUUGGGGGUGGGGGUGGGGAAGGAGUCCUUACCGUGGUUUUGGGGGAUCCCUCCCUUGAUGGCAUCCCAUGCCAUGGUCUCCUCCGCUGUCUGACUGGGUUUCUGAUGGUGCCGGGGCUAUGGGACUGCUGCCCCUCACCCCAAGGGAAUCCAUGUGCAGGUGGGCAUCCGACCAGCAUCACUGUGCCGUGGCUGAGCCGACGCAGCUUCUGCCGAGCUCCAGCCCCGGGGAGCUGUGUUGUGCUGCACUCGGUGACUUCCCCUUCCUCGCUGCACCAAAGGCCUUCCUGGAGCUUGUCCCCUGCAACAACAACCCGGGUUAGCUGUGCUCGACCCCAGUCUUAAACCCUUCUUUCUUUUGUAAAGAAAAAUGCAACGCUGUGACUUGUGAAUGUGCUGAUUUGAUCUCUUUUCUCCCACGUAGCCCAUUCCUUGCCCCGAGAAGAGCACACUCCAAUCGAGUUAGUGAGCCUGUAAAUACAUUUUGUAAAACACUGUAUGAAGUGGAAAUGCU
Molecule: messenger RNA, 3631 nt
Organism: Egretta garzetta (little egret)
Lineage: Eukaryota; Metazoa; Chordata; Aves; Pelecaniformes; Ardeidae
Gene: ST14
Product: ST14 transmembrane serine protease matriptase
Exons: 19
Coding region: 148-2646 (832 amino acids)
Biological process (GO): proteolysis; acrosome reaction
Cellular component (GO): membrane
Molecular function (GO): protein binding; serine-type endopeptidase activity
Source: RefSeq, a predicted model, not a curated record